CUGGACGGCGGCAGCUGGAGGAGGAGCCGGGGAGGGGACCGCGCUGUCCGGGCUGAGCCGCGCGGGGCCGAGCCGCUGACCGCGGCUAUGCAGCCUUGACGGGGCGCUCCGGUGCGCGGGGACCAGCCGCGGGGCGCUCCCUCCCGGGAAGGGGCGGCCGGCCCUGGUAGCCUACUGUAACCGCCGACUCUCGCCCAGCGGGGAGCAAAGCCCUUGACCAUGGAGCCCGUGACCAAGUGGAGCCCCAAACAAGUGGUGGACUGGACUAGAGGGUUAGAUGAUUGCCUGCAGCAGUAUGUCCACAAGUUCGAACGGGAGAAGAUAAACGGAGAGCAGCUGCUGCAGAUUUCCCAUCAGGACCUUGAAGAGCUGGGGGUCACGCGAAUUGGACACCAGGAACUUGUGUUGGAGGCUGUCGAUCUUCUCUGUGCACUGAAUUAUGGCCUUGAAACCGAUAAUAUGAAGAACUUGGUUCUGAAACUGCGAGCAUCUUCCCACAACUUACAGAAUUACAUAAGUAGCCGGCGGAAAAGCCCGGCUUACGACGGGGACAGUUCCCACAAGCCGCCCAAUGAACUCCUGACCUCCGUGGUGGAGCUGAUAGGUGCAGCGAAGGCCUUGUUAGCUUGGCUGGACCGGGCUCCGUUUACAGGGAUCACCGAUUUCUCAGUAACGAAGAACAAAAUCAUUCAGCUCUGCCUGGACCUGACCACUACAGUCCAGAAGGAUUGCCUUGUAGCAGAAAUGGAGGAUAAAGUUUUAGCCGUAGUCAAGGUUUUAAAUGGCAUCUGUGACAAAACGAUACGAUCUGCUACCGACCCUGUCAUGAGCCAGUGUGCAUGUCUGGAGGAAGUUCACUUGCCAAACGUUAAACCUGGAGAAGGCCUGGGCAUGUACAUCAAGUCAACCUAUGAUGGAUUGCACGUGAUCACGGGAACCACCGAGAAUUCUCCUGCAGACAGAUCUCAGAAGAUUCAUGCUGGUGAUGAAGUCAUCCAGGUUAAUCAGCAAACUGUGGUGGGAUGGCAGCUGAAGAACCUGGUGAGAAAGUUGAGAGAGAAUCCUACCGGAGUCGUCUUACUGCUUAAGAAGCGCCCCACGGGCUCCUUCAACUUCACCCCUGCGCCCCUGAAAAACCUGCGGUGGAAGCCGCCUCUGGUGCAGACCUCGCCUCCACCCACCACAACCCAGUCCCCUGAGAGCACCAUGGAUACCUCGCUGAAGAAGGAGAAACCCGCCAUCUUGGACCUCUAUAUCCCUCCUCCACCAGCCGUUCCCUACUCACCCCGGGAAGAGAACGGGAGUUUUCUUUAUGGAGGAUUCAGUAAGUGUAAACAGCCCUUGCCUGGUCCUAAGGGUUCAGAGUCUCCAAAUUCCUUCUUGGACCAGGAGAGCCGAAGACGGAGAUUCACCAUUGCUGAUUCUGAUCAGUUGCCUGGGUAUUCGGUGGAAACCAAUAUCCUGCCCACAAAAAUGAGAGAGAAAACCCCAUCUCAUGGCAAGCCUCGGCCUUUGUCCAUGCCCGCGGACGGGAGCUGGAUGGGAAUCGUGGACCCUUUUGCCAGACCUCGAGGUCAUGGGAGGAAGGGUGAGGACGCCCUCUGCCGGUACUUCAGCAACGAGCGGAUCCCUCCCAUCGUCGAAGAAAACUCCUCUCCCGCGUACCGUUUCUCAAGGCCCACGGCGGAGAGGCAGCUGGUCCGCGGCGCAGACUACGUCCGAGGGAGCAGGUGCUACCUCAGUCCGGAUCUCCACAGCAGCGCCACCAUUCCGUUCCAGGAGGACGGGACCCGAAAGAAGCCGGGGCUUGCGGCCGCCAAGUCCUCCUCGACAGAACCGUCCCUGCUGGUCAGCUGGUUUACCCGCCUGAAACUGUUGACUCACUGAGCCCUGGCCUCCCCGGACUCUUCCCUGUCCCCUGUUCCCAAGUGCCUUGCUUCCUCCGCUGACAGCCCGUUCUGGUUUUCAUCCACAGUAUUACGUAGUGACCUUACGCAAUUUUGUUGUUGUUUUCUUUCGGAAGUUGUAUACUGCCCUCCUCAGAAUCUCGAAGUCAUUGGAUGAGGACAAAUCCAAGGCUCUUAGGUGUUGGCUUGCGGAGACAGAAGGAGAGAAAUGAGCGGAGUCUGCUUCUCUUGCUUCCUCAGAGUUGGAACACAGAGAUGCUCUGUAAAUUGGUGCCUUCGCCAGGGACGGUAUGGCCAUCACGAGGCCAUUGUUGGUUUGGGGGGCGGGGCUAAAAUCGGUGGCCAGUGGUCACACAGAUGUGUUGGUUUGUGCUCCAGCAGCUUCUUCAUCUGAAAAUAGGCCAAUGGAGGAAACAUUUUUGUACUGAUAUUUUGAGCUACGUACCGUAUCCCUGAGUGUAGCAGCUUUUGACUUUGAAAGUACACAUGGCUUGUAUUCCAUGCAGUUUCAAAGAGGUGGUUUCAGGGGAAGGCCUGUGGCACUUGGUCAUCCCCUUCUCAUAACUCUGUCCAUAGAGAGGUCAGUUAAUGCAGGAACAUGUGAACACACAUAGGUAGGACUUAUUACACACAAAGAAGUUCAUGGUUAUUUGUGAAGGGGUUGUGAUACAUUAUUGUCUUUAAGGGAGAGAAGCUAUAAGAUUUGCUGACAGCCAAAGUAUCAUGCAGAAAAACGAAGCGACAAUAUUUAGGUUUAUGAGAGAUCUACCCAUUUGCAUUUUGACUGUUUAAUGUCUGUCUUCCAGAAAAAAAAAAGGCAGUUCUUCAAAAUUAUACAGAUUUUGCUAAAUAGAACUCCCUUGGAAAGUCUCACGGUCACUCAUUUUCAACUAGCAUCAGGUAUUUUGGAAAAAUGUGUCUGGAUAUUAACUCUUGUUUAAACUGAAUGUAUGAUAUUUUGUUAGAACAGAAAAGUACUAUCUUGUUAAUUUAAGUGUUUUAAAUAUAGUUGUAUAUUUUUCUUACUCUUAGUCACAUGUAAUUGAAAUAUCUCUGUUUUGCGUCAUACAUGAAGUAAAUGAAAAAGAGUGUUCAAGGUGUUUUCAGAUUUACAGGUGACCACUGUGGCCGUUGCCAGUGUGGGCGCUGUCAUUACAAAACAAAAUAAACCUUCCCAAACGUU
This is a messenger RNA of Suricata suricatta (meerkat), 3090 nucleotides long. RefSeq names its product CNKSR family member 3 (gene CNKSR3). Gene Ontology annotation, cellular component: cytoplasm; membrane. Lineage: Eukaryota; Metazoa; Chordata; Mammalia; Carnivora; Herpestidae. The coding region runs from base 220 to 1887 and encodes 555 amino acids. The transcript is spliced from 13 exons. The record is from RefSeq and is a predicted model, not a curated record. Gene Ontology annotation, biological process: regulation of signal transduction. Gene Ontology annotation, molecular function: protein binding.